AUGCGGCUAUAUAAGACAUUGAUUUCACAAAUGUCGACUUUGAAGAAGGCGUUAAUCUCUUCAGAAGCUCGGUCGUGCAAUCACCUGCCGUGGGACGGGGCCUCUCCAAGACCAAACGGAGAAGGCCUCACUCAUACGCCACGCGCUUCUCAUUCAUACUUGCAUGAGAGAUCCCCGACGCUCGAUGAAUGCCAGUGCCUUAAGAAACGGGUUCGGCGUUCGGCAACCGCUCUGCCAUCGCAGUUGCAGGAGCACAUCAUAUUCCAGAACUCUGUGUAA
This is a messenger RNA of Colletotrichum orchidophilum, 279 nucleotides long. Its product is annotated as catalytic activity. The record is from RefSeq and is a predicted model, not a curated record. The transcript has a single exon. Lineage: Eukaryota; Fungi; Ascomycota; Sordariomycetes; Glomerellales; Glomerellaceae. Bases 1 to 279 code for a protein of 92 amino acids.